AAUGAAAAAUCCACCUUUGAAGACCCCAAACUUCGUGAAAUCAUAGAAACAACCAAUUUCGGUACUAAGAUUCGAGCUGAAAAGCAGAAACAGAAGGAGAAAGAGGAAGCAGAAAGAGCAAAACUUGAACAAGAAGCAGAAAGAACAGAAAAGCCUUUAGUUGAGACAAAAGAGACUGACUCAAAAUCUUCAAAUGUUAAUUUGACGGCUGAUUCCACUACCAAUACUCAUGUUUUUGAGAACCAAGCCAAUCAAUUGGCCGAGCAGAUCAAGGGAGAAAUCGGCAAUUUGCCUUCCCAAGAAGAAGAGAGAAAGAAUCAAUACUACAAGAAAGUGGAGGCGUAUUUAGAGUCUCUUCAGGGUACCAUCUUCAGAGCUACAAGAGCCUUGAAUGAUGUCACAGGAUAUACUGCCAUUGCCAAAUUGAAGAAAUCAAUUGAACAAAUUGAAGCUGAACUCCGAGAAGCAAAAGAAGAAGCCAAGAGCAACAGGGCGACGUAUUCAGAAGCCAUUCUUCGCAGAUCGAAUCUGCAACGAGAAGUUAAUGAGUUGUUAACCAGAAAACACAAUUGGACCCCUGAAGAUUUAGAAAGAUUUACAGAGUUGUAUCGUAAUGAUCAUCUCAACGAGCAAUUAGAGCAAGAGGCUGAGCUAAAGGUAGAAGAAGCUGAGCAGAAGGCUGACUCUAUCCAACUUAAGUUAACUCAGCUGAUAUUGACCAGAUAUCAUGAGGAACAGAUAUGGUCUGAUAAGAUUAGACGAGCUUCAACUUGGGGAACCUGGAUUUUGAUGGGUAUUAACAUCAUGUUGUUCGUAGUGGCUACAUUGAUUGUAGAGCCUUGGAAAAGAAGACGGCUUGUGGCUUCGUUUGAAGAUAAAGUCAAACAAGUGUUGGUAGAUCUUGCUGAGAAUGAUAAGGUUAUUAUGGCUCCAAUUUUGGAAGCACAAGCUGGAACUGUAGCUCCUUCUGAGAAGGUUGUAGAAUUUAAAGAAGAGCCAGUGGCUCCUCCUCUACAGGUUGAUCCCCAGGUUAAAGAGUCGGUCCCAUUCGUAUUCACGCUUGUUCCUUCGUCCUGGAAUUGGGGAAGUAUUAAAUCGAAGAUUGAAGGAGACUAUCUUGGGCUUGUGUCCAAUGAUGUUGUUCAGUUUAACAAGGCAGACUUGGGAAUUCUUUCGACAUUGGUGAUUACAAUUGGGUGUGGCAUUGGAUCCUUGGUAACGUUGUAUUUGACGAAAUAG
Molecule: messenger RNA, 1239 nt
Organism: Scheffersomyces stipitis CBS 6054
Lineage: Eukaryota; Fungi; Ascomycota; Pichiomycetes; Serinales; Debaryomycetaceae
Gene: SHE9
Product: She9p
Exons: 3
Biological process (GO): inner mitochondrial membrane organization
Cellular component (GO): mitochondrial inner membrane
Source: RefSeq, a predicted model, not a curated record